This is a messenger RNA of Lytechinus variegatus (green sea urchin), 2402 nucleotides long. RefSeq names its product serine/threonine-protein kinase H1-like. The record is from RefSeq and is a predicted model, not a curated record. Bases 144 to 1871 code for a protein of 575 amino acids. Gene Ontology annotation, biological process: protein phosphorylation. Gene Ontology annotation, molecular function: protein kinase activity; ATP binding. Lineage: Eukaryota; Metazoa; Echinodermata; Echinoidea; Temnopleuroida; Toxopneustidae. The transcript has 3 exons.
CUUAACUCUGGAGAUGGAUGCAAGCAACUUUUGGAGGAUUUAAACCCACAAUUGCUGCGAAAUGUAGGAUUUGGACAUUUGGAGGAUGCCAAGGAGGAAGUGAUGAUUGUUUUACUCAUCGAAACUGGAGGAAUUAAGAAGAAAUGGGGUGUGGGAGCGGCAAGUUAGCUCCCGACUCGCCGAUUAUCGACAAACAUAUCGACUGGGUCAAAACCGUGGAGACGGGUGGUGUACCUUCCUAUGCGGGGAAUAACGCUGCCAAUAAAGGAAAUCAGUACAAUCGCGUCAAUAAUGGCGAUAAUAGAGGCCAGACAAGGCGAGCCAAGUGGAAGGUCAAAUUUGACCCAAGAGUCAAUGCAAAGUAUGAUAUCAAAGCCCUCAUUGGGACAGGGACCUACAGUCGGGUUGUUCGGGUUGAACAUCGCUCGACAAGACAGCCUUAUGCAAUCAAAAUGGUGGAGAAGAAGCGAGAUGGCAAACAGUUCUGGGAGGUGGAAUUGACAAUCUUACGAAGGGUAAGGCAUUCUAAUAUUAUUCAACUCUUGGAGGUUUACGAUGGUAAAGACAGGAUAUACAUGAUCAUGGAACUGGCUACCGGUGGGGAGUUAUUCGAUAGAAUUGUGACGAGAGGAAACUUCACGGAACGAGAUGCUACUCGAGUUCUUCACAUGGUCCUUGAUGCAAUGCGAUACUUACAUGGACUAGGUAUAACACAUCGGGACCUGAAACCAGAGAACCUCCUUUACUAUCAUCCGGGUAACGAGUCCAAGAUCAUGAUCACCGACUUUGGACUUGCAAGUUUCAGGAAGAACGCGGAAGGACCGGAGAACAAUAUGAUGAGAACAAUUUGUGGGACACCGGAGUAUAUCUCACCAGAGAUCUUACUUCGUAAACCAUACACUCAAUCAGUGGACUUAUGGGCAAUAGGUGUGGUGGCCUACAUCCUUCUCAGCGGAAGGAUGCCAUUCGAUGAUGACAAUAGGACAAGGUUAUAUCGGAAGAUACUCCGGGCCAAAUACUCAUUUACUGGAGAUCCAUGGAAGGAUGUCUCACCGGCCGGUAAGGAUUUCAUCGAUAAACUCCUCGUGAUCAAUCCAUCAGAGAGGAUGACUGCAUCCCAAGCUAUGAAGCAUCCUUGGAUCGUUACCAUGGCAGCACAAUCUAGUCUCAAGAACCUCCAACGAUCCAUCAGCCAAAAUUGGUUGAAGCACACCUCAACCCGGAGCCGUUCAGCUCGUUCUACCCGCUCCAAUCAUUCCAACAAGUCAUCCAAAUCCCUUCGGUCAAACCGUGGCCAGAGGGUCAAAGCCAAAGAUCUUGACAAGCUGGCUAAAGAGAUCAAGAAGGAAACAAAGACAUCGGACGUGAAGUCUGGAAGAACUUCAAGCCUACCCGACAAGACAACCAAGGCUUUAAGUCUUCAACCUCUACCAGAUAUCAAUCAUCAUCCAACAACAUCACGGGAUGACCCUUCAUCAUCAAGGAACAAUCUGCCACCUUUGAAGAAUGACCAAUCAUCCUCCAGGAAUGGCCUUUCAAAGGAGGACCAGUCCUUGUCCAGGAAUGACCAAUCAUCAAGGAAUGACAAGACUGUUCUAUCAUCUAAGAAUGACCAUGGUUCAAGGGAUGGUUCAAGGGAUGGCCAGGUUAUCCUAUCCUCAAGGACUGAACGUUCAUUACAGAAUAGCAAGACUGUCGCGUCAUCAAAGGUUGACCAGACUGUUGUGACUUUGAGGAAUGGUCAACCCAGCUUGAUGUCAAGUGAGGAUGAUCCACUGUCCAAAGUUAGCAGUGACCACCACCUUACAAGACCAAGUGUGCUUCCUCCACUUAACUCACAGAAAACCUCAUCUUCAUCAUUAUCAAGAUGAACCCUUAUGGCAUAAAACUUGACUCAUUAUAUGAACCUGAUGAUCUACCAGACAGGCAAGUCAUAUGUGUUUAUCUCGGUUUGCUCCGCAGACAAUUGCUCCGCUCUAAAUUCCACACACUAAUCGAUUGACCAACUUCAACCCGAACACAAUAUACCAUACCCUAAACCUAAUAUAACACCCUGUUGCAACCCUAACCCUACAUCUUGUAUUAAAUUAAGCCCGGAGCUAUUGUCACAGGAGCAACUGUCAUGUCACCGUUAAUCUCAUCCGAAGGGCAAGCAAGAUGAACAUGUACUUCUGAUCCAGACUGCCUGUGAUCCAGUUCAAAAGAAGAGGCAAUCAUGUAUUAAAGAAAUACAAUCAAGCACUUUAUCCCCAUUAGAUAUGAUUGGCCACUUGACAUAUGCCCAUUUGGUCUUAUGUCUUAUGCCCAUCUGGUUUAAUCUCACUUUGCCUUGUGCCCAUCGUUUGGUCUAAUCAUACUUUGUCUAAUUCCCAUUUAGUCUUAGAACUCUAUCUUACAACAAC